GUCAAAACAACAUGGCUGCUAUUUUCAUCAGUUUCAAUAAAAUUUAAUGUUUAUCAAAUUCAGAAAGCUUUCGGAUACGUAAAAAGCUAUCCAAUGCCAAGAGCUUUAUCAGAAUCAAAAUAAAGUAUUCAUUAAGUUUAGUCGUAGUAUGCUUUAAUAGAUUCAUACAAAUAUGUCAUGGAUCGGAGGCAGUUUAUCUUCCCUCACUGGCCAGUUAUCGAACUUGACAAAAGACAUACUGACUGAAGGAACAGAGGAAGUUAGCGAUCCCACCACAGAGCUGCAGCUUGCUAAAGACAAGAUCCAGCAGUUAGAUUCUACUCUAUCUUCUCUAAAACAUGAAAAUGAAAGACUUAAACGUAUCAACAAAGACCUGGAGGAAAAAGCUGAGGCCUCUGAGCUUCAGAUCAAUGCUAUCUCCAGCCAGUACAGAGCUGUGCUUGAAACCAGAGAGAAAGAGAUCAAUUCCUUAAAACACCAGUACCAAGAACUGUUGGAGCAACAUGCAAGAACUACUGCCUUAUCCCCUCCCCCAGAUGGUGGAGCCCUGGAGAACUCACCGGGCCCUAGCCAGAGCAAUAGCUGGACAUCACCUGCCUUAGAUGGACAUGACUUUGCAUCACUCAAUUAUGAUGGUGAUGAAGGAGACUGGGACUUUGACGACAGCAUCAGACUGCAGAAAGACAACAAUAAUCUGAGAACAGAACUUCAGCGGCUACAGGUUCAAGUCAAGCACUGGAAAUCUGUUGCUGGACAGUUGGGUCAACAUGCAGGACAGACCAAUGACCAACAGGCAGCAAGUGCUGAAAUACUUGACCUGCAGCACAGGGCCAAGAACUAUGAAGCUGAGCUGGCCAAGAAAACAGAAGAGCUCCAACAGCAGGCCACUUCUCUACAUGAGCAUCAUAGACAGAAGGUGUCCACCCUCAAGCUCAAACACCAGGCUGAGUUGGAUGCUGUCAGGCAGCAGUUGUCUGCCCUUGAGCAACAGCUGGUAGAUGCUGGGGAUGGAGUAUCUGGCUCACAGCGUAGUGGGUCUGGAACCCUGCCAGAGUCUGACAGGCUGGAUCAUGUUGAGAAGCAGGUGGAGCUCCAGAGACAGCUGGCAGAGAGUGUACAAGAGAAGGAGAAGUACUACAAAGCUCAACUCCAUUUACAAGGGGAACUUGCUGAGCUACAACAAGAGGUAGAAACCUUACAAAACCAAGUGACUCAACUCUCUGGUCAUUUGAAAGAAUCAGAGUCCCAGCGUGCAAUAGUUGACCAGCAGCUAGUAGCAGUACAGAAUGAACUGAAGAACCAGCUGACACAGUCUCUCAAGUCAGCAAAAGAUGAGCAGGAAAAAGCUCUAGCUGAAGCUGAGGCUGCUAUAGAGAAUAUUGGUGGGGCUCAGGCCAAAGUAGCCUCAGAAUGUCUGGAGGUUCUAGAAAAAGAAAACCUUUUGUUAAGAUCAGAAAAACUGAAGUGUGAGGAGCAGAUAACUCUGUUGGAAAAGGCUGCAAACACAUUAUCAUCAGAAAGACAAACAUUGCAGCUGAAAGUUAGAGAUUUGCAGUCCAAGUUAAAGGCGUAUACAGAAGUUGGUGAAGACUCUGAUGAUACACUAGACACAGACCUCAGCUCUGUUGGAAGCUCCUCAGGGUACAGAAAUGCUGCUUUACACAUUGACAAUGAUGACAUUGAGAGGGAGCUGGAACGUCUCAAGACACAGCUGCGCCAACAGUCAAAUGACCUGAGUAAUGUUGAAAUGGAGAGAACUGAUUGGCUGAUGGAGCGUGAAGCCCUGGAGGAUGUCAUCACUGAGCUGAGACAGAAGGCAGCAAGUCUUGAUGAGCAGCUACACUCUGUCAAGUCAAGUAAAGCAUCAAGUCAUGAAAGUGAAACAUCCCUUGGAAAGGAAGCAGCUGCCCAGAUCAUGUCACUCAAGGAAGAAAUCUCUAGCCUACAAACAGAUAAAAGUGAACUGGAGAACGCUUUAGAAGAGCUUGACUCUCAACAUAGCCAGGCUUUAGAACAGCUGAUCAAAAACAGGGACCAACUGGCAAGUCAGUUGGCUGAAAAAAGUAAACAAAUACAGGAGCAGCAAAAAACAAUAGAAGAGCUCUCAGUGACAAUAACUCAGCUGAAGGAGUCUCAAGCUGCUGAAGAUAGGGUUGAUGGUUCUCAAGAUGGUCAGUAUUGGGAAGAGAAGUGUAAGCAGCUUGAGCUUGAGAUAGCGCAGUCAAAAGACAAGAAAUCCAGCUCAUCUGAUGUAAACCUGGAGAAGGAGGUGGCUGAUCUGAGACAGAAGCUUCACAAAGGUGGGCUUGUCAUCAAUGACUUGCACAUGGACAAGCAAGAACUGCAGGAGGAGCUGAAGGCUGCCCGUGAUGAAGUGGCUGCUAAAGUGGGUAAAAUUAAAGAGAUGAGAGAAGCCAAUAGCAGGCUGGCUCAUGAGAAGAAGGAUCUAGAGGUCCAGUUGGAGGACAUGAAAGAACAGCUCUCAGAGCUGGAGGAGGAGGUGGAGAAGUGGCAGCAGGUGAAUGAAGACAGACAGCUCCAGCAGGGAGAGCAGGAGAGCUGUCAGGUGCUGAAAUCUAAGCUGGCAGCCGCGGAGAAGGAAAAAGAACUUUUUAGCUUGAACUUCAACCAGCUGCUGACCCAGGAACCCAAGGCUCCCCAAGCUGGCGGGGAGUUCAAGUUUGAGGAUGAGGCUUUCAAGACUAUUCUAGAGGAGGAAGCAAAAGUACGCAGGCAAAUAGAAGCUGAUGGUCGCUUGAUACAAGAUUUAAAAAAGCAAGUGCAGAAAUUGUACGAGGACAAGCAACAGCUAAAAAAAGAGUUACUCCAGCAGGAGACAUUACAUUCCAAGACAACAGGAAAAUUGGUGGGGCUAGAGAAGGAGAAGAAAGAGUUAAAGUUAAGGUUAGAUAGUUUAGCUAAAGAGAAAUCUGAUCUAGAAGAAACAUUGAGUAAAGAGGUAGAAAAUGGUAAAGCCUUAGCAGUCAAACUUGCCUCAGCCCAGUCCAAACUUGAUGAAACAGCCAAGCAGAAUGAGGAGCUGGCCAAUGAGUUUUUAGCUCUACAGAAUGAUAGAGAUAGGCUGGUGACAGAGUUAGAGAGUCAGAAGAAACAUUACGACUCUUAUAUUGAAGAGCUGAAGGCAAGUCAGGACCUUGGGGCAGAGUCUCUUCAGCUGGAACACCAAAAGAUAUUGGAUCUUCAGAGGGAGAAAAAUCUAGAGAUUGAUAGGCUGGAUGGGAUGUUGAAGGUCAAGGCUGGGGUUGAGAGCACCCUGGAAGAAAAGAACCAGGAAGUUGAAACGUUAAAACACGAGGUCCAGAACUUCAAGGAGCAAGUUUCUGAAGUAAAAAGUGAGAUCUCAAGGCUGGAAAAGCUGUGUGCUGACAAGGACAGAGAGAUAGAGGAGCUCAAGUCCAGGAUGUCACAGUUUGACAGAGACCUGUAUGAGAUAGAGGAAUCUGUUUCUGUAGCUGAAGACCAGCACAAGGCAAGCCUCAGUGCCAAGGAUGAAGAGCUACUAGAGCUGAGGCAGAGAAAUGCAGAACUUAAUGACACUUUAAAACAACUCAAUGAGGUGUUAUCACAGUCUGGGGAGAAAGUAGAUGAUGUAAAUGAGCUAAGGAAAGAAUUAGCUCAACUAAAAAGUGAGAUGCUGGCAGAAGAGGAUUCAAGGCAUUCCCUGACUCAGCUGGAGAAUGAGCUGGCUGGUUGUAACGAUGUGAUCAGAAAGUUGAAUGAAGACCUGACUGCAGCCAAGCUGACCAUUGAGUGUCACGAGGCUGGAAUAGCUGACCUGAACCAGAAGGCUGAUGAGCAGAGGAGAUGUCUGGAGAACUCUGAGAGAGAUGUGGCCAGACAGAAGAGCACCAUCGCUGUGCUCAGACAGUCCUCUGUUGACAAAGAGACCCUCAUCAGUGAGGUCAAGGCCAAGCUGAGCUACCUGACAACAAUCCUGACACCACAGCAGAUGGAGAUGUUGAAGAACUAUGCACUCAACCAGCCCAUGCCUGCGCUAGAGUACAAGGAAGUGAUGGCCAUUGAGUUCUCAAGGCAGAGUGAGACGGGCGAGGCAGGUGCUGCCACAUCUGACUCUCAGACAACAGUGAGUGACAGGUCAGACUAUGCAACAAAUGGGUACAUUGUGGAGGAAGAUGUUGACAGUACUGCCUCGGAGCAUGAGAGGUGCUCGCUGCUAGAGAAAGAGAUGAAUGACCUGCGUGGGCGCCUUAAGGAAAAAGAUGCAAUUGUUGUGGAACUUCAGAAAAGCAAUUCAACUCUGCUUUCACUGUUAGAGAAAGGUGGCGGGGACAAGUCUCUGAGUGCUCAAGUUACAAAUCACAAGCUGGAAGCAGAGCUGAGCAGCUUAAGGGCUGAGAAAGAACAGAUGGUGGCAGUGGUCACUGAGAAAUCCAGGGAAAACUCCACAUUAAAAAGUGAAGUGCAUCGUCUGAUGGGGGCACUGGCUGCUGGACAGGCUGCUCUCAACAAACUGCAGGAGGACAACAGAGCACUUCAGCAGAGACAGAACUCACCCCCUCGAGAAAGUGAAGAUGAGGAUGACAUGAGGCGGGAAGCUUUGGCCAACAUGGCCAGGCUUAUCCGCGAUAGAGAAACAGAGAUAGAAGCAUUGAAGCAGAAGAAUGAUACACUUUUGGCCGUCCUGCAGUCUUCUGGUGAAUCCCAGGCUGCCAUUCAUCUGGCGCCAUUGCUGAAAGAUAAGGAAAUCCUCUCCCAACAGAUAGCAAACAUGAGUUCAGAAAGAGAGCAGCUUAUUGCCUGCGUCACACAGAAGCACUCAGAGUGCCUGGCCUACCAUGCUGAAUCCCAGCGCUUCUCUGCUCUUCUUGUUGAGUCACAAGCAGCUUGUGAGCAAGCCAGGAAUGAACAUGCAGCUCUGAUCCCAAAGUUUGAAGACAAAUGUCAGGCACUGGUGGCCACCCAGAAUGAGCUGAUCAAAUGCAAACAGAAAAUAACAGACCUUGAAGUUCGUUACGGUGAACUCAUCCAUCGCUCAAACAGUCAAGAUCAUUCCAAUACAAAUGAAGCUUCUCCUUUGGAGGAAGAACUUCAGCGGCUGAGACAGGCAGAGACAGAGUUGAGAGUUUCAGUGUCCCAACGGGAUGAAAAGAUUCACACGCUGACCUUGCGAGUGAGUGCGCUAGAAGAGGAGAUAUUGGGUAAAGAGACAGAGUGUGCUCACCUGAGGAAGCAGGUGGAGAACAGCAAGUUCCAGCUGACUGGUCUGAUGACAGAGAUGGCUGACAUUAAACAGGAGAGAGAACAGAUACAGAAAAAAAACAGCUUACAGGAUUCAGAGUCUGCUAGCAUCAGAGAAGCUUAUAACAAAAUAUCCCUAGAAGCAAGAGAGAAAGACAACAGCAUAUCUGUACUGAAGGAGCAAGUGUCAACCUUGACCUCACUGCUGCAGGAGCAGCAAGGUGAACAAGGUCACAUCACCAAGCUGAUGAGGGACAACGAGGCAGCUGUGGCCAUCACACAACAGCUGCAGCAGGAGAGAGACUACAACGCCAUGGUUGCCCAGCAGAGACUCCAUGAAGCCACUCUGCUACGCAAUGAGAUUACACAAUUGAAGGAGAAAGAAUUGAAAACAUCCAAAGAAAUAGAACGGUUGCGGAGACACUUGAUAGAGAUGGAAGAUGGCUACACUAAAGAAGCUUUAGAAUCAGAAGAAAGGGAGAAAGAUCUACGUAACAAACUAGCUCUUGCUGAGGAAAGGCUUAUGUCUUCUUCUUCAAGGGAGGAAAUGGCUAGCCAAGAGGCAAGUCGCCAGAUAGAAAGUCUACAACAACAGCUGCAGCACAUUGCCAGCCAGAGGGAUGCAGCCUACAUGCAGGUGGCCAACAUACAAGAACAGUGCCAGCAGUAUGCCACAUCUCUCAGCAAUCUGCAGCUUGUUUUGGAACACUUCCAGAAAGAAAAAGAUUCAGCAAUAGCACUUGAGACAGAAUAUCUUCAGAAUGAAUGUAGAAUUUUAAAAAUUGAGCUUGAGGAACAAAACAAAGAGCUGGCUGCAACUAAGGAUGAUUUAUCAGAGGCCUUAGAUGGUUUAGAGGCAGCAAACAGGCUGAGUGAGCUGUUGGACAGGAAGGAGGAGGCUCUAGCUGCACUCAAAGAAGAAGUCCAGUUAAGAGAGAAAGCUCUAGAAGCUGCUGAAGAAGAAAUCAGAAAACUAAGCUCAAGUACAGAAGCAAAAGUUGACAAAACAUUAAUGCAUAACAUGGUCAUGACCUGGCUGACCUCUCCUGAAAGCAAGCGAAUGGAAAUAGUUCAUCUGAUUGGCCACAUACUUUGCUUUUCAGAUGACGAUUUUCAAAAAAUUGAAGUUGCCCAAAAUAAAAUUAGUUUGCUUUCUGGAAUCUUCCGAAAACAAGCUGGUACCCCUACCAGUACACCUGUAAAACCUGCUAAUCAGUCUUUCUCACAGCUGUUUGUGAAGUUCUUGGAGAAAGAAUCCUCUCCACCUCCAUCCCCUGUUCGUCUUCCAGCCGAGGCCAUGGCAGCAGAGACACAACAUCGGCACAAGCCUGCAUUUAACCCAUUCACAGCUCCCCGUCAUGUGGUCCAGGAUGGCCAAAGAUCAUCUUCCCCAUCUUCUCAUCUGCUCAUAGCCAAUGACAUCAGCACUAGCCCCACCCCAUUUUUUACCCCACUGACCAGCCUUCACACCUCAGAGUCAGCAAUACUAAAAAAUGUGUUGGAGAAGAGGUGACAGCACUCCAAAACAUAACUUGUACAUAUCCUAGAUAAAUUAUAGCUAGCACCAGGUUAAAAAUUGGGUUGGUUUUUUUUUUCACAGACCAAAUAAAACAAUUAGUUGUUGAGAAUACAAAUACUGUUGCAUCUUGUGCAUUCAUUUCUCUUAUUGAUAGGAGUUUCUAGCAAAUGCAAAUGAUAUAACUUACAGAGCAGUGUAAAUUUGAAGAUACUGUUGAAACUUACAUGCCAUUAAGUAAUUAGUUUUCUUACUUAGGCUAGAAUGUACCAGGGAUAUUUUAAUAAGAUCACUUGUUUGAUUUAUAAAAUGUUUGCUUGAUUAUUUUUAACUUUUGUGGGUAAAAUGUUUAGUUAAAAUAGCGACUCUUUUUUGCUACCAACAUUGGUUUCUUUAUAGACCUGUUAUUUUCUUCUGCCUAGUUUAAUUUCUCAAUGAAGUAAUUUCUUUGAUCUUGAUGGUGAGUAGGUUUCAUCUCUCUGUUCAGACAUUUCUAGUUUUAGUUUACCUUUUGUUUCUCUUAAUAUUUCUUAGAGUUAUAGGGUACAUUUUUCCUGAACUAAUGAGGUGGAUUUUUUAAUUUUACUGCUAUCAAAUAAUCCAAACAUCUCUCUGGAAAAGGUGG
This is a messenger RNA of Physella acuta, 7361 nucleotides long. Its product is annotated as thyroid receptor-interacting protein 11. Gene Ontology annotation, biological process: endoplasmic reticulum to Golgi vesicle-mediated transport; Golgi organization. Gene Ontology annotation, cellular component: Golgi apparatus. Gene Ontology annotation, molecular function: small GTPase binding. The record is from RefSeq and is a predicted model, not a curated record. NCBI's taxonomy places the organism in Eukaryota, Metazoa, Mollusca, Gastropoda, Physidae.